Messenger RNA from Rana temporaria (common frog), 900 nucleotides. Its product is annotated as hepatitis A virus cellular receptor 1 homolog. Lineage: Eukaryota; Metazoa; Chordata; Amphibia; Anura; Ranidae. The transcript has 7 exons. Bases 57 to 833 code for a protein of 258 amino acids. The record is from RefSeq and is a predicted model, not a curated record.
AGUGUUUAUAACAUAGUGAGUUAGACAACCCAGACUUCACACUGGCAGCACUCAGGAUGGGUCCAUAUUGUCAAUGGAUGUUCGCUCUCAUCUUAUUACUCCCAGGUGUAUUGGUGUCAGGAGAACCAGAAAUCUGGACAGUAGAAGAUGAUACAGUGACUCUACAAUGCAUAUAUUCUGUUGACAAAGGAAGAACCACCAUGUGCUGGGGAAGAGGUGACUGUACAUCUGUAUUGACGACCUAUUGUAAUAAUGUUAUCAUUAAGACUGAUGGCAGCACAUUGACUGAGAAGACAUCUAAUAGAUACCAAUUACUGGGAAAUAUUGAGCAAGGGAACGUGUCACUGACCAUCACUAAUGUGACUAAGGAAGAUAAAGGAAUAUACUGCUGCAGAGUGGAGAUCUCUGGGUGGUUCAAUGACAAGAAGAACAUUUACAAUGUGAAGGUUCAGGAAAGAGAUAAAUCAGAUGCCAGCACAGAAUCCAAUGACAGAGACAAACAAGAAGAAACAAGUGACCCCCCAGUGACAGAAGCAGACGAUCCUUUAUGCUCAGAAAAUCACGAUGAUGACACCAUAAGCUACUCUUCUGUCAAUUCCAACCCUAUGACUCCAUUGAAGAUAAACACACCACCAAGUGCUGAGAUCCAAAGUAAUACAAGAAUAUUAUAUAUCCUAAUACCCAUCCUUAUCCUAAUAGCAAUCGCAUUUACAACUAUACUAGUAUACAGAAAUAAGGCAAAAGCUAAGACUCCACGUGUCAGUGCUGGGCCAAUGACAGAACUGGCUGCUUCAGGGAUUACGGCAGAGGAGAACAUUUAUACUGAAGAUUGAUGGACAUUCCCCAGAAUCAUUUGCUGAAAUAAACUUCUGCUUACUCAGGCUGUCCCUGAUUUGGAAC